Messenger RNA from Vespa mandarinia (Asian giant hornet), 4641 nucleotides. RefSeq names its product octopamine receptor beta-1R. Gene Ontology annotation, cellular component: plasma membrane. NCBI's taxonomy places the organism in Eukaryota, Metazoa, Arthropoda, Insecta, Hymenoptera, Vespidae. The record is from RefSeq and is a predicted model, not a curated record. Gene Ontology annotation, biological process: positive regulation of MAPK cascade; adenylate cyclase-activating adrenergic receptor signaling pathway. Gene Ontology annotation, molecular function: octopamine receptor activity.
AUGUAAAAAAUAGAAAGAAUGAAAGUAGAUUUGAAAGAAUAUAAGAAUGAUUAUUAAAAAAGAUCACAUACGAUGAGGAUGAACUUUAUACAUUUGAAAAUAUGAAAUGUUUAAAAAAGAAUAAGAUCGUCAUAAUAAGUUAAAAAUAUAACGAAAUUCAAAAAAUCUGGUUCUCAAGAUGUCGAUGAUGCGCCGAUAGAGAAGAAAAGACCUUUUAUGUUAUGUAAAGAUGCAGGCGCCACCAUUGCAAGGCAAGGUUUCGGAGGGUGGCAAUACUAAUGGGUGGUGGUAGUGGUGGAGGGUGCUGCCGGUGGAAAGCGGGAAAGCUCCGAGUAUUCGUGACCAGCUACAGUUCAUUCCGGCCUUGCUAGUUGUGUGAGCGACAUCAUAACGUGUAGCUCCAAGAGAAAAAACGUAUUUGAUGCGUGAUAUCGAGAGAAGAUACAUUAGAAGCAAAGCUAUCGCGAUCGUGUAUUCAUUAUGAGAGUUCGAAAAGCAUUCGUUCGUAUAAAUUACACGUGUAUCAAUACGAUCAAUCAAAAAAGAAUAUCUUCGUCAUUAGAGAACGAUGAUGCUCGUGGUGCUCGAAUAUUGGUCGCAGAGGUUCCUUCGUUCGGUGCCGGUCGUUGAUCUCUCUAAGGUACCUCGAACGAAUCUCGUUGUCUCAGACGCGCGCGCGCGAGCAUCGACCGAUCCUUUCUCCCUCUCUCUCUCUCUCUCUCUCUCUCUCUCUCUCUCUCUUUUUCUCUCUCUUUCCCUCUUUCUCUCUCUCUCUCUCUCCCUCACACCCCCUCUCUCUCUUUUUGUUUUUCUGGUGGAUCAUUCAAUGCGAUCGGUGAUAAUCGUAAUCGGAAGUUCUAUAGAAACAACAAAAUAUCAUAAAAAAAAUAUUAGCAGGAAAUCAUAAGAAAAAUUCUUACGAUUCAUAUAACUCUUUUAAACAGUUAUUUUUUACUUAGAAAAGAAAAAAAUGAUCGCAAAUCUCGUGAUGAUCAAAGAUAGAAAGAAAAUUACCCGUCACUCACCUUUUGUUCUCUUCUUCGCAUUUUUCGCGUUCAUAGUCUGACGUCAAUAUCGAUAAAACGAUGCAAUGAUUAAAUAUACGAUGUAAUCUCACGUUUCUCCCCAUCGUUACGGGCUCCUCACGUUCCUCAUGCAAACGACAGUGACGGACGAAAGAAGAGGAGAAAGAAAGAGUACGACGCGGCUUAAUGGUUCGUUAGUUAGAGAAAUAACGUAAAAGGUGGAUCUCGGAUGUAAAACGUCGAACAGCUGAUAUUGCUGCGCGCCAUUCAAGAGUGCAAAUGACAAGGUUACCGUGACGGAAUGUGAACGGAAUAACACGACAUAGGCACGGUUUAAAUAUAAAAUUAAAUCGAACCGUGACGGUGAAAGUGAGUUAACGAUGACGGAUAGUAGAAGAGAGAUGAAAAAUCGAACAAUGGAUGCGUCAUCUCGACGAAUUUCUAUCGUCGAAAUGCAUCGACCUUACGUGUUACAAUCAUCGCGUACAAUGACCCUUGUCGAUGUUGAGGAGAUCAGUGAUUCGAUGUUUCCCUGUACAAACUGAGUAAAGAUCAGAGAAUACCUAAAGAUACUCAGGCAUGAACAAUGGUAUUGAUAGCUUGAAAUCUUUUUUCUCUUUUCAAUGGAUCAAUGCGAUAUUUCGAUCGACGAGGAGGAAGUAGUAGAAGAAACGGAUCGCUUUCGGAUACGAAAAAGUUACUACUCAGUUAUAGUCGGGUUAUUGAAAACAGCAAAAGAAAAAGAAAAAAUACAGAAGCGAAGGUGAUUGGCUAUUGGAAAGAUUAAAGAAGACAUAAGAAAAAAAGAAAGAAAGAAAAAAAGGAAAUGGAAUUGAACGGUACAAUGGAAGAGGAUUCUGCUAAUAUCACUGAUCUACCGGGUCAACUGCCGAAUAUUCUGAUCGACACCGGACAAAGUAAAGAGAAUGAGACUUACGAACGUGCGGAGAAUAACGAGAUCGAGCACGUGCUUGUGUUGACGGCAAAGGCAACUGUGAUGGGCUUCAUUAUUCUUUGCGCUCUCUUCGGCAAUCUGCUUGUAAUCGUUUCCGUAAUGAGGCACCGUAAGCUACGAGUUAUUACCAACUACUUCGUUGUCUCACUGGCGUUGGCCGACAUGCUUGUCGCGAUUUUCGCGAUGACUUUUAACGCCUCAGUCGAAUUGUCUGGCAAGUGGCUCUUCGGUUAUUUUAUGUGUGAUGUCUGGAACUCCCUCGACGUCUUCUUCAGUACCGUGUCGAUCCUCCAUCUCUGCUGCAUCAGCGUAGAUCGUUAUUAUGCCAUCGUUCAACCACUUGAUUAUCCUCUAAUCAUGACAAAUCUUCGACUCGGCGCGAUGCUCAGCGUCGUUUGGUGCUCGCCGACGGUGAUGAGCUUCCUUCCUAUUUUCGCCGGGUGGUACACAACCGAUAAACAUCUCGAGUACCGAAAAAAAUAUCCCGAUGUGUGCGUGUUUCAAGUGAACAAAUUGUAUGCGGUGAUCAGCUCAAGUGUAAGUUUCUGGCUACCUGGGAUUAUCAUGAUCGCGAUGUAUUACAAGAUUUAUCGUGAGGCCGAUCGUCAAGAACGAAUGCUAUAUCGCAAAGUGGCGGCGGCUCUUUUAAAUAAACACAUGCGAUUUAAUGGUAUUUCUGCGGGUCUUACAUCAUUACCCACAAUAGACCAAUCGUCACAUGAUCUUCAACCGGAAGAGCCACCAAUCACCAGCAGUAGCAAGAUGAAACGAGAGAGAAAGGCAGCCAGAACACUCGGGAUCAUCAUGUCAGCGUUUUUAGCUUGCUGGCUUCCCUUCUUUCUCUGGUACAUCAUCACAUCUCUCUGCGAUACCUGCGAAUGCGGUGAUAUUGUAGUCGCUGUAGUCUUUUGGGUAGGCUACUUUAACAGCGCAUUGAAUCCAUUGAUUUAUGCAUACUUCAAUCGCGAUUUUCGAGCUGCAUUCAGAAAAACACUAGAGAGUUGCUGCGCAGCAAUAGGACCAGUACGAGAUCUAAGAAAAAGUCACAAAAAACAAGACUUGGUACAUAGCAACGCGUCAUCGGAGCUUCACGUUAACAAUCAGUUAAGGACCAGUGAAAUGACGAACGUGCAUAUCGAAGCAUGCAUUUAAAUCAAUCAUUGAGAAAUGAUAUCCUUGAAAAACGAAAAAUAACAUUCGAAAGAAACGUAUAAAUAUCAAAUGCAAUAUAUAAAUUAAGAAAGCAUUUUCAUCAUCAGCAUUUGGUUCAGAAUCGAUCGAUCUUGAAAAUCUGUUUUUGUAUAUCAAAAAUAGGAUACGUUUGCUUACAGUAUCUUAUUAAUUGAGAUUUUUUUUAAUUGUCUUCUCUCUAAAAUUGCAAACGAGUAUUUACCAAAGAGAUAAUUAUCAAUUAUUUGAUAGUUGUUUGAUUUAUUCGUGGACAAUCAUCUCCAAGAAUGAAUGAAAUGAGCAAAAGAAUUCAUUGGAAACUGUCUGUUAUUUUUUUCGCACCACACUGCUUAAAAGAAAUUUCUUUGAAGGUACCUCUACAUUUUGAAUGAAAAAUGAAAAAAAAAAUAUAUUAACUGAAACUUUGCAGUCGAGUUAAAACAGAUAACAAAACAAUUUACACUAGGAGAAACGAUAUCAAAUAUCUUGGAUACUUACAUCUAAAUCAAAUUAUUUUGGUUAUCGAGUGAGAAAUACAAAUCUAAAUUCCAAACAUCUAUCCUAGGGAUUCUAUCCCGAUAGCUCUAUCCGGUUCGUAAAUAAGGUUUCUGUCGAGAUAGAUUAAUGACCCGAUUUCAAUAAUAUGUCAACAAUGAAAACGAUAAAAUCUGAAUGAGAGCAAUUUUGCAAGAUCAUUUCUUCUGACUAAAGAAACAUAGAUAUUUAUGAAUAUCAAAGCAUGACUAUAAUCAGAGAUAAACAUACAUAUUGAAUCUAUGCCGUAUGCAGUAUAUACGGUAAGCAACAUGGAAGAGGCCAUUAAAUCAACGCGAAAUGAAUCUAUCAAAGGACCGGCCGUCUCUUUCGAAAGAGGACACCUUCAUAUCGAUCGUAAGCUACCAUUUUCGUGCUCUUAUUCUCACGUAAAGUUCGAACUAAAUAAAAAACUUUUCAACACCCACAAAAACCCUUCAGACCUUUCGCGAAUGAGAAGAAGGUAAAGAAAAUUCGCAACAGUCGGUACGUUUUAGGCUGAAUAAUUGGAAACCCGAAUGACUUGAAAAUUAUUUAAGAACAAAGAAUUUCAAUUUACCAAGGGCAUUAAUAGUAUAUGCAUACGUCAAGAGCCGUUAAUAGUAGGUAAAGAGUGAAAUGGUCUAUCGUCAAGUCAAUCUAAAGUAACUGUCUAAUUUUUACUGACACGAGGGGCCCCUCGAAGGAAAAUUAAAGGAAAAAGAUGGAGAAAUCGAUUAGGAGCAAAUGUAUUUUUCGACUGACCAAAAAUUGUAAGUAAUAUUAUUGAUUAUGAAUGUUAAAAGAUUUAAUUAGUAAAUAAAGGGAAAAAAUGUUCAUCUUAUACCUAGUCAUUUAGCGAGAACGUGUAUUUAAAGAGAAUGUUAGCGCGAACAAAAACAAUGGAGAAAUUUUAGUGACAUUAAAUAAAAUAUAAAAAAUGCGAAGUAUUUCUUUUGUACGUGAUAGAUCGAUCUU